AUGCCGGGCAAUCGAAAUCGUGGCCGUGAUGUCUUCAUCUGGGACCUGAACGACAGUCAAGAUCGUAUUCCCUUGGGUGGCUUAAUCCUCACACCGGGCAUCACCAAUACGGACUUCUGCCAGAUGCUCGACAUUCUUCUCAUCACCUCAGAUGAUUACGUCGUCCAAAACGAACGUGGAGACGAGGUCCUACGAGAUGCCCAGCCCCUUCUUCCUGGGGAUUAUACAGUUACUGCAGAUAGUGUUGAGGUCAACGAUGAGGUAGUGUUCACGCGAGCACUCUCCCUUGGAACCGGUAGCCGGGUACGAUCAUUCACAGAACAAGUUCGGGCUCGCGACGGCCGUUGUGUUGUUUCCAAAGUCGAGAAUCCCAAUGCUAAUAUUGAUAUCUGGGCGGGAUUCGAAGCAGCGCACAUCUUCCCACUAGCAUACGAACAACACUGGCGAGAGAACAACUAUGAGCGUCGGAUCACAAUUGAUCCACCUCAGGGGGGCAAAAUCAAUUCGGUACAGAAUGGGAUCCUUCUCGGGUCGAAUCUCCAUCAGUUCUUCGACAUCUAUGGGUUUUCUAUUAAUCCUGAUAACGGGUACAAGAUAACCUUUUUCGUUCGAGACCCAGAGCAAGUGGCUGGCCAAAGCCUGGACAGGCACCUGCUGAAUGAUCCCCGCCGUCCGCCCGACUCGAUCCUCCGGUGGCAUUUUCGCCAGGCGGUCCUUGCAAAUAUGAGAGGCAUAGGAGAAGCUACUCAUGAACUUGACUUCCCGCCAGGUUCGGAUAUAAUGGGCGAGAUCCAAGCCGGCCCCAAGGCCGCUGAACGUAUGGAGUUCGAGCUAUUCGACCGGCUGGCUCACCACAUGGAGAUCGUAUGA
Molecule: messenger RNA, 870 nt
Organism: Canariomyces notabilis
Lineage: Eukaryota; Fungi; Ascomycota; Sordariomycetes; Sordariales; Chaetomiaceae
Exons: 3
Coding region: 1-870 (289 amino acids)
Source: RefSeq, a predicted model, not a curated record